This is a messenger RNA of Symbiodinium pilosum, 594 nucleotides long. Lineage: Eukaryota; Dinophyceae; Suessiales; Symbiodiniaceae. The record is from the annotation of a GenBank genome assembly.
AUGAAAGUGGAUGACAAGACCUACCAGAAGUUUUGGUGGUUCAAGAAGGGCUCCAAAUGGCCCACCGGAAAGACUGAUGUCUUGGGCGACAAUUUCGGAGACUGCAAGUCCUCGGACGCGGUUUGCUUCCAGAAGCUUCCAGAGGUGAAGGAGGAGGGCCUGCUUCUUCUGGCCAUUGACAGUGAGGGCAAUCAGUUCGAGUGGACCUUCGACAGCCUCAACCCGGUGGCGCAUGCUGCCUACAAAGCGCUCAGGCAUGGCACAACCGCUUCAAAAGUGAGCGGCGCAACGUGGGCCCCUCGCGUGAUCAAGGGAAGUAUCACCGGGUCUGCCCAGGAUACCUUCAUGUACAGAGAUCAGGAUGGCAUCAGGUCGUUCAUGCUGGACGAUGAUGGGUGCGACUGCCACUCCACCCUCUCCAUGGGCCAUGCCAUGUGCGGCGGCGGCUGUAGCCAGAGUUAUGGCAACUGCAAGAUCACUGGAGGUGUGGACAAGCUUUCUGAUGCGCAGAUGACUGGCAGCGCGGGCUCCGGUCAUCACUGCACAGGACCGGCCACGGACUAUGGCCUCUCACUUUACUACUAUGCCCCUUAG